This is a messenger RNA of Bacidia gigantensis, 2718 nucleotides long. RefSeq lists its product as uncharacterized. Lineage: Eukaryota; Fungi; Ascomycota; Lecanoromycetes; Lecanorales; Ramalinaceae. The record is from RefSeq and is a predicted model, not a curated record. The coding region runs from base 1 to 2718 and encodes 905 amino acids. The transcript is spliced from 3 exons.
AUGGAAAGCUACGCUGCUCGACUUGCAUCUUUCAAUGCAACCCAUCCUGCUACAAAGAAGAGAGCGUCCGAUCCCAAAGGGACCAAAAAGCUCAAGUGGCCUCAUAAGAAUCCUUCUCCACCUCGAGUAAGGCUCAAACUCCACACUAAAAACCGAGUUGACAUCUCGCAGCUUGCGCAAGCCGGCUUCUACUACCAACCAAGCUCUUCUAAUCCGGAUAAUGUAACCUGCUAUCUUUGCGAGACCAACAUCGAUCAAUGGGAAGCAACCGAUGACCCUCUUGAUGAGCAUCUUGCGCAUGCGAAAAGCUGUGGCUGGGCUGCAAUAGCUUCAGUAGAGAGAGCAAUUGAGAAUGGCGAACAAGAUGUGCCGAACCCAGCGUCCGAGGAAAUAAUCCAAGCUCGUAUGGCGACCUUCUCUUGCGGAUGGCCCCACGAAAGCAAAAGAGGCUGGCUUUGCAAGAUCCAAAAACUUGUUGAUGCCGGCUGGCAUUACUGUCCAUCCCCGGAGAGCGACGAUUACGUUCGAUGUUCCUACUGCAGUCUCGGUCUUGAUGGAUGGGAGCCGAAAGACAAUCCUUAUGAGGAACACGAACGGCGCUCGCCGGAUUGUUUGUUUUUCAAAUCAGUUGUCACGGCAAAACCUCAGAGUGGAAAACGGAAGAAGAAGGAGCGAGGGUCCAAAGCCUCACGCAUGUCAACACAAUCUAAUUUCACCGUCGCGUCAGAAGCACCAUCAAUUGCAGAAAUUGAAUUGGCUCUAGACGAGAGCACAUCCCAAACGGCUGCGCCAACUCCGAAAGCGAAUAUCAAAAAGGGUAGCAAGAAGGGCACCAAGGGUAGAAAAGCCGCUAGCAAGAAAAUGGCACCUGACAGAAAUGUUGAGGAGACUAAUCUAGCGACCAGCCAUCUGGAGCCCGAAGACGAUGACUUUUCUGUCAAGAUCGAUCAAAGUCCAGAGUCAAUACCGAAUGGGAAAAAGCGGAAGAGCCAGCAAAUUAGCACCGAGAACAAGGAGGCAAUAAUGGAGCAGGGCGCCGAAUCACAGCCUCCACCUUCCAAACGUAGAACCACCAGAACAAGAAGUAGCGUUACAACUACCCACCACGCUUUCGAGCCGACUUCACAGAUAACGGAUCAGGACAUCCAGAUGACCGAUGUUGAGCCUGAUCCUGCGUCCUUGCCGGAGGCUUAUAAGAAGUCAAAGAAAGGUGGAAAGAAGCGAGGCACAUCAGCGCCACGAAAAACAUCCGCAAUGUCCGCGGCAUCUAAAGCUUCGCUGCGCAUGGCGAUACCGGAUGAUGACGAGAUAGACGCAGCACUAGAGCUUGAUCUUGAGAAACCUUUGACUGAUGAAGAAAUGGAGGUCGAAAUGGGUAAUGGACAAUCAUCAAAAGGGCGACGACUAACGCGCACCAAACCCGGCUCAAAGAAAGUGGCAGCGUCCGUCGCGCCAACACGGAGGACAACAAGAGCAAGCACUGUUCCAGUGCAAGAACCUUCGUUGGAAUUUGAUCUGAGUCAACCUCCACCAACUGCUACCUUUGAAGACGUCAAUGAUGAAAGAUUCUCGGAGCCUCCAGAUGACUUCGGGCUUGACGAGCUCCCUGCAAAGAGAACGACUGGCAAAAAGACAGGGAAGAAGACAGCGGCAAAGCUUACGACGCAAGCAACAGAAGCAGUACUUAAGCAAGAUGUAGACGUGCAACCUGUGACAAUCGAAAACGACGUGUCUAGAACCGCACCAACACAGAAAGAGCCACAGAGCAGCCAGAAUUCGCGACAGAGGCCAGCCCCUAAACCACGUGUGUCCAUAGAACACGAUUCACAUAUUUCUCUUGAUGACACGCAGACUCUAAGAGAUGACUCUGGUCAUGAGACGGACGCCAGUGUUGCUACUCAAGGAGAUGGUGACGGGGAAAACAGAGCUCCAAGUAAGAGAGGAAAGAAAGGGAUGAAGGUGCAACCAGCCCGAAGAAAGAAAGAACAAAACCUUCAAGCAGAGAACGUCGAAAUCAGCAAUGCAAACGUUGAAAGGGGACAAUCGGCACUUGAGGUUGAGGUGACUGACCAUUCCAACAUGAUGAACAAGAUUGCAGACCAGAAGAGGGCCACCAUACCAACAAAACCGGCAAGGGCUGCUCCAAAAAAGACAGCCAAGAGCAAGAAGGGUGCCAUCAAAGUCAAAGCGGCGGAAAGGGAUCCUUCUCUGAUACCUGCUGUGCUGGAGGCACCUAGCUCACCACCAGCUCCAAAGGAAUUGACGCCUGCCGUUUCGCCACAGUCCUCAGACGCGGAAAACCAACCUCCUUCAUCCCGUCCAUCUGCUCUGCGUCCUCCGCUUGAGCUAGCAUCAGCUUCGAAAUUGCAGCCGACUCGCAUCCCUUUGGCCACUUCAACACCGACGUGCUCACCCUCUAAGAAUACGUUCUCAAGGCUGCAGUCAACCGUGCCAUGGACAGCAGCCGAUCUAGAGCGAAUUUUUCACGGAUCUCCGGGUGUCCAUAAGGAGAACAUUCCUUUUGCCUUUGGUAGCAGUGCCAAUAUAGGUGCAUUGACAAGCCCAGAGAAGAAAUUGACCGUCGAGCAAUGGAUCCAGAACAGGGCGCAUCUCGGAGAAGAGAGCCUUCGGGCAGAAUGUGAAAGGGUGGUGGGGAACUUUGAAGGUGAGGGCAUGCGAGCUCUGCAAGCUCUUGAAGGUAUUAUAUGUGUUGAGUAG